CGCGGCUCCCGGGGGCUGCUUGGCACUCCUUCCCGCCUGCCCAGGCUGCGAACCCGGCCCCAGUGCGGGUCCCACCCCCAGCCUUGACGCCAGCGCGCUAAUGAAAUGCUAAUACCGGGGGCGCCGAGCCGGUCGCUGCCAGCACCAAUAAAACCCGGCGCGGAGCCGGGGCUCUGCCCGGUGCCAGCCCGCAGCCUCCACAGCCAUGCAGAGCGCAGCCCCCGGGCCGGCCGCCCCCGCCCUGCACCUGCUCACCUCCUACUUCAUAGACAGCAUCCUGGGCCGGAGCCCCGCCGCCAGGCGGCAAGGCGGGGACCCCACGGAGCCGCCCGAGCCCUGCCCCGCGCCGCUGGCGGCAGAGAAGCACCCGGUCCCCGGCGCGUGGGCGGAGAAGGAAGCGGCAGAGGACGCGGAGAAGGGCAGCAGCUGCCCCGGGGAGCCGGCGGCUGGUCUCUCCGGCUCAGCCCCCGCAGCUGCGGCCGAGGCGCCGGGGCCCCUGAAGCGGAAGCAGCGGCGCUACCGCACCACGUUCAGCAACUUGCAGCUGGAGCAGCUGGAGCGGGCGUUCCGCAAGUGCCACUACCCCGACGUGUUCACCAGAGAGGAGCUAGCAAUGCGUCUGGAUUUAACAGAAGCCAGAGUUCAGGUCUGGUUUCAAAACAGAAGGGCAAAAUGGAGGAAACGUGAAAAAACUGAAUUGUUAGGGAACGUUCCAGGACUCUCCUUAACGCAUCCAUUGGGUCUGUUUUUGGACAUUCCAUUGAGUCAGUCUCCUCUUCUGGACCACGCAUGGAGAUCAAUGCCACUUUCAACAAUAGCUAUGCCAUCCGUAACUCCAGCAUUCAACCCUGCAAGUUUAGGGCCGUUUGGUCUCAGCAGUCUUGCCUGGACAUCGCUCUUCAGAAAUCCAAUUUUAAGUCCCCAUUUUGGAAGAUUUCUCAAUGCUUUAAAUCCUCUCAUGACAACAGCUUCAGUCUUAAUGAAAGCACCAGGACCCCCGUCAGACCCUGGUCUCACUGCCUUCACUGAUCCGGCAGCAGUUGAAAGGAAAACGUCGAGCAUUGCAGCACUAAGGCUCAAAGCGAAAGAACAUUCAGCACAAAUCCCUCAAUUAAACCUCCUAUCCAGUCUUACAAACACUAACAAAGAACUUUGUUAGGAACUUUCCCGCAGACUGCAGUAGCAUAGGAGAAAGCAAAUGCCUUCUCCCAUAAGUGGAUCCAGUUAUACAGAGGCAUAUAAAAAAACCCAUCCAUCUGUAGAUCUUCCAUCUGCAAAAUGGACUGAUGGAAAUUUUAAUCCUGCUAAAAAUAGCUUUCCUUUAUUAUAACACAAAAUUGUGCGGUCAUGUAGCAAAUGAUAAAUGAGUACUUAUGGUGAAUUUUCAACAUUACAAAAGAUAUACAUCAGGAAUUGACUCUUCUACAUAAAUAAAACUAAUGUGAAGAACGAGUUUGCUGUGAAACCCCAUGAUGUACUGGACAUUAGCACAAAGGUUGAAAAUCCUCUGUAGAAAUAACUCUGGAGUUUUAUAAACAAUCCUUAAAUGAUGUCUCAGGAGGAACUGUGUAACCACAAUAGUUUAGACCUAAGAAUCAAGAUAUGGUAUGUUCUUAAUUUAAAGAUCAUGCUUCACGUUGAAGUACAAAUGCCAGUGAAAUUUCACAAAGUAAACAGAAUGAUCAGGAAUGAGGUAUGAAAUAUUUUGAAUAUAGGGCUUUGAUUCAAAACUAGGUUUGUACAAAAUGUAUCCUGUUUCAAACUGAAAUAAACAAAAAAAAGUUUGCUUA
This is a messenger RNA of Chrysemys picta bellii (western painted turtle), 1790 nucleotides long. RefSeq names its product ESX homeobox 1 (gene ESX1). Lineage: Eukaryota; Metazoa; Chordata; Testudines; Emydidae. Gene Ontology annotation, biological process: regulation of transcription by RNA polymerase II. The record is from RefSeq and is a predicted model, not a curated record. Gene Ontology annotation, molecular function: RNA polymerase II transcription regulatory region sequence-specific DNA binding; DNA-binding transcription factor activity, RNA polymerase II-specific.